Molecule: messenger RNA, 1414 nt
Organism: Dacryopinax primogenitus
Lineage: Eukaryota; Fungi; Basidiomycota; Dacrymycetes; Dacrymycetales; Dacrymycetaceae
Product: mitochondrion protein
Exons: 10
Coding region: 246-1262 (338 amino acids)
Biological process (GO): mitochondrial transmembrane transport; monoatomic ion transport
Cellular component (GO): mitochondrial inner membrane
Molecular function (GO): monoatomic ion transmembrane transporter activity
Source: RefSeq, a predicted model, not a curated record
GGCGGUCACUACUCUCCGAGUUGCUUCGGUCUGUCGGUGAAAUUGUUCUUAUCGGAUAAUAUCUCUGUCGGAAAUUGUAGACGCGAAAACGGGCGUCUAGUGAAGGGAUCAACUAAACGAAUCUUGACUCACCUCGGAACACCAAUACGCAUCCGCGAGAGCGCGAGCUUAUUUACCCCACUACUGUCACCCGGAUUUGGACACACCUGUUCUAGCUGAUCUUGCACUGAAACAACUUCUCUGACAUGUCGACCGCUAGCACGCAGGGACUGGUCGAUUUGGCCCAACCGCAGCAUGAUCUGAAUACCUAUGCCGGUCGCCUAUUCCAUUUCUUCAACGUUACAUCGCCGCUAACGUUAUUCGCCCCACGUUCUGAACUUCUCCUUGCCCAAGACACGGUGAAGAAGUACAAUGCGGAGAUACAGGCGCAACGGCUGCGGCCACUGCUUGUCCCACCCGAAGAGAGGGAAAUUUUUUGGAAGGCGCAGCAGCUGGUGCAAUCGUCGAUACAUCCAGACACGGGCGAACCUGUCCUACUCCCUUUCCGUCUGUCCGCAUUUGUCCCUACCAAUCUGAUUAUCUGUGCUGGCAUGUUGAUGCCCAACCCCUCGCUCCGAUCAGUGAUCUUUUGGCAAUGGGCGAACCAAUCCCUAAACGUCGGUGUCAAUUUUGCCAACGCGAACAAGUCUAUGCCUAUGAGCAUGAGCGAGGUCGGCAUGGCUUAUGUCGCAGCAUGCGCGACAUCUGUUGGGAUCGCCGUUUCCCUCACGCGCGUAGUUCCCAGGCUUCGCUUCGUCAGCGCCGGCACGCGUGCGCUCCUAUCCCAAUUUGUUCCAUUCGUCUCAGUCGCUACGGCUGGUGUGGUCAAUAUCAGCUGCAUGCGCUGGAAGGAAAUCCGCGAUGGCGUGGAAGUGUACCGCCUGAAGCAGAGAGAAGAAGAUGGAGCAGCAGAGAAGGAGGUCGUCGGCAAGAGCCGUAUUGCUGGGACGAUGGCGGUCGCUCAAACGGCCGCUAGCAGGGUGGCCACGAACAUUCCAACACUAAUCAUUCCUCCGCUCCUCAUGUCCCGCCUGAAUUUCUCGAACACUCCUCGUGGUCGAUUCCUGCAGAACGUGACCCAACUGACCGUCAUCGGCAUCUGUCUCGGCGUCUUCCUCCCACCCGCAGUGGCCAUCUUCCCACAGCAGGCAGUUGGGAACGGAAAGAGCCUGGAGAAGGAAUUCGAACACGAGGGACCACUCAUGUUCAAUAAGGGAUUGUAGCCGCUGGGCAUGCAUAGGGCGAUCCUUGGCACAUGCCUCGACUUUGGACUUGCUGAGAUAGACGCAUAGAGAUUCUUUCUACGUUGCCUUUCGAUUGCUUUCUACGUAGACGUUCACGUUUAGACAUCAUUCCACAUCAAUAGAUUGUUCCG